AUGGCCAUGAACGCAACCGCGGACCACAAUGCGAUUCUGGCCACGCCGCCGCCCGCCGACGGCCACGCCAUGUCGGUCCCCGCCAUCGUUGGCAUCACCGCCGCCGUCGUCGUCGCGCUCUGCUGCGUCAUCUUUAUGAUCGGUGUCUACAUGUCGCGCCGGUGGCGGUCGUCGCCGCACGACGAUACGAGCAAGCACGGCUUUGUGCCAUCGCCUGGCACGGCGUCGGCCCAGGACUUUGAGCA
Saprolegnia parasitica CBS 223.65 is the source of this 245-nucleotide messenger RNA. RefSeq lists its product as hypothetical. NCBI's taxonomy places the organism in Eukaryota, Oomycota, Saprolegniomycetes, Saprolegniales, Saprolegniaceae. The annotation marks the transcript as partial. The transcript has a single exon. The record is from RefSeq and is a predicted model, not a curated record.